AUGGUACAGGAUUGUAGAGAGUGGCCCGUUGGAAUGGCUCUCUCAAAAGAGUGUGAGGGGAGUGAGGAGAUUGAGGAGAUCGUGGCAGUGAGAAGAAGCUGGCGUUCUACGCCAGCCUUGACAGUCCAGCUCACUCUAACUUCUCUACAAGCCCUCACAUUUACGGCUGGGCAGCGACGGAUGCCUAUGGCGGCGGUUGUUCAGCCGCCCCGUUUGCCAGCAAAGCCUGGCCUGCUUGGGGGCAAAUUGGUAGCUGCACGAUCGUCCGAGUCGGGCGAAUAG
Molecule: messenger RNA, 282 nt
Organism: Protopolystoma xenopodis
Lineage: Eukaryota; Metazoa; Platyhelminthes; Monogenea; Polystomatidea; Polystomatidae
Source: the annotation of a GenBank genome assembly